AUCCUAUCAUGAACCUGGCUGAAGUCGAGAGUCAUCUCAAAAAUGACGAUAACUGGGGUAUAUCCCGGUUCAAAUUCAGCGAUUUGGCGUCGCCCGUCCUCGCCAUACAUUUCGUUGCCCUCACAAACCUGGAUAAUCUGGGCGAUGGUGAUCUCCCACCGACUAAUCAUUGGUCGAUCUUCCUUGAAGUUGCAGCACGUCGUUCUGUAAAGAUUGACUGUGCGCCGAACGCAGCUGGACAGCCGGGCAUGAUUAUCCUGGAAGAGGAAGACGUCGGUGUCGUCGCUGACCAGGCGAAAUGCGUCACCAUCGAACCGUGUAAGACUUCGAUCGUUGGCGGUGUCCUUCGUGUCCUUAUCGAGAAGGGUCGGGAUCAUUACAUCUUUACUAGAAAUAUGGAGGGUUGCAGGUAUUGGAUGUCCGUUGUCGCAGGAGACCUGGCGGAGGCCGAGCUCAUCUCAAGAGGUGAUGCGGAACGGGUGACCGAAACAUUGCCUUGCUACUGGCCGAGCCCUGUGGGCACUUCUCCCGUCCCGAGAGACAUCGAGGAAGGCCAAUUCUUCUGAUGUGUGUCCAAUAAUUGAGGCUGUGGUCUAAUGAGGCUGUAGAGCAUUCCCUUGCUUGAUCGAUUUAAUGCAACAUCCAUGCGGCCAUGAUCACGACUCGGCCGUAGGCUGGCGCGUAACUGAGCACACGUUCGGACUAAAUCCCGAC
Gloeophyllum trabeum ATCC 11539 is the source of this 714-nucleotide messenger RNA. RefSeq lists its product as uncharacterized. The transcript has 2 exons. Lineage: Eukaryota; Fungi; Basidiomycota; Agaricomycetes; Gloeophyllales; Gloeophyllaceae. The record is from RefSeq and is a predicted model, not a curated record. The coding region runs from base 9 to 566 and encodes 185 amino acids.